Molecule: messenger RNA, 1699 nt
Organism: Cyprinodon variegatus (sheepshead minnow)
Lineage: Eukaryota; Metazoa; Chordata; Actinopteri; Cyprinodontiformes; Cyprinodontidae
Product: mitogen-activated protein kinase 14A-like
Exons: 12
Coding region: 235-1308 (357 amino acids)
Biological process (GO): intracellular signal transduction; protein phosphorylation
Cellular component (GO): cytoplasm; nucleus
Molecular function (GO): ATP binding; MAP kinase activity
Source: RefSeq, a predicted model, not a curated record
AACCGUCUCCGGACUAAAUAAACGUGAGUUCAGGAGUGCACACAACAGCGCAGCAACUUUUUCCAAGAACACAGCUUAACAAAGUACACCGUGUAGUUCUCCUGCCACAAGGAGCUGUUAAUUAUUUUUUUCUUUGCAUUAUUCGGGUGAAGCGGAGCUUUCUCUCAGCUUGGAAUAAAUAAGCAGCUCGGGGCAAGAAAAGACAUUUGGUGGUCGACGGUUGGUUCUGCAGGAAUGUCGCAGAAAGAAAGAGCUGGAUUUUACCUACAAGAGGUCAAUAAAACGAUAUGGGAAGUCCCGCGGCGGUACCAGGAUCUGUCCCCGGUGGGCUCUGGUGCCUAUGGAUCAGUUUGCUCUGCAUAUGAUGAAAAACUUGGUUUGAAGGUUGCAGUGAAGAAGCUCUCCAGACCUUUUCAGUCCAUCAUCCACGCCAAAAGAACUUACAGAGAGCUACGGCUCCUUAAACACAUGAAGCAUGAAAAUGUCAUUGGCCUUUUAGAUGUUUUCUCUCCUGCUACAAGUCUAAAAGAGUUCAAAGAUGUGUAUCUCGUGACUCAUCUAAUGGGAGCAGAUCUAAACAACAUUGUGAAAUGUCAGAAACUCUCAGAUGACCACGUGCAGUUCCUCAUAUAUCAGAUCCUCCGAGGAUUGAAGUACAUCCACUCAGCGGGCAUCAUUCAUAGAGAUUUGAAACCUGGCAACCUUGCUGUAAAUGAAGAUUGUGAGCUGAAGAUAUUGGACUUCGGCUUGGCACGGCACACUGACGAUGAGAUGACUGGCUACGUGGCCACCCGCUGGUAUCGUGCUCCAGAGAUCAUGUUAAACUGGAUGCACUACAACAAGACGGUGGAUAUUUGGUCCGUGGGUUGCAUCAUGGCAGAGCUGCUUACGGGGAAGACUCUGUUUCCUGGCACAGACCACAUAAACCAACUCCAGCAAAUAAUGCGUCUGACAGGAACCCCCCCAGCAGCACUAAUAAACAGGAUGCCCAGCCAGGAGGCUAGAAAUUAUGUCAGCUCCUUGCCUCCUAUGCCCAAGAGGAACUUUGCGCAUGUUUUUAUUGGCGCUAAUCCACAAGCUGUUGACCUUUUGGAGAAGAUGCUGAUUCUGGAUGCAGAUAAGAGGAUAACGGCAACUGAAGCUCUGGAACACCCCUACUUCUCACAGUACCAUGACCCAGAAGACGAGCCUGAGGCAGAGCCCUACGACCAGAGCUUUGAAAGCCGAGAGCUUGAAAUAGAUGAAUGGAAGCGUUUGACCUAUGAGGAGGUGUGCAGCUUUGUGCCACCUGAUUACAUGGAGGGUUGAGACGAGCUGCAACCACAACCUGCCAACAUGUGCAUUAUCAUAAAAGCCUUCAGGCACACAUCACACAAGCUAUUUCUGAGUCUAUCUAUCAUAAGAAAAGAAAACUGGACCAGCUAUGAUUAUUUAUUUACCACUGAUACUGGUCUUUGUUCAGAAAUUCCUCUUUUGCCAAAAUUUUAAAUCUGUUUAUGUAUUUAAAUUGUUUUAUUUUAAUUGUUGUUGCUAUAAACUUCAACUUUUCACUGUGACUUCUGAUAUUAAGAGACCGACCUACAGCUGUGCUGAUUUGGCUUUGAAACUUUUUGGGAAUUUUUUUUUAAUAAGCUGUUUUCUAUCAAAUCAAAGACUAGAUAUGCUUGUCUACAAUUCAAGCUUUGGUUUUUUUUUUUUU